Colletotrichum aenigma is the source of this 393-nucleotide messenger RNA. RefSeq lists its product as uncharacterized. The record is from RefSeq and is a predicted model, not a curated record. Bases 1 to 393 code for a protein of 130 amino acids. Lineage: Eukaryota; Fungi; Ascomycota; Sordariomycetes; Glomerellales; Glomerellaceae. The transcript has 2 exons.
AUGGAUUCGCCUGAGGGUAGCGCAAACGAUGCGAUGACUGCAGAGAUUGACCGCAGGGUUAAUAAAGCAGUCAACGCCCAGCAGAUGCGCAACAAGAUAGAGCUAGAUGCAAGGUAUAUUAGCAGUAAUGCUGAUAUCUGGUACUUCAUCAACUCCUGCCUUGAUAGCAGGCCACAGCAGGUUAUAGCUACCUUCUACGCAGCAGGAGGUCCAGGUGGGCCGAAGGACUCUGUUGAAUUCCUGAAGUACCUUGACCGGACGUAUAAGGACCUAAAUACAGAUCUACAGGCAGCAAUCACGCUACGAACCCUUCGCCAGCGAGACGAUCAGUCUCUAUCCUCCUUUCUACCCUGGUUUGAGCGAACACUAGCUGAGGCUGGUGGCGCCGACUAG